This is a messenger RNA of Solanum stenotomum, 462 nucleotides long. RefSeq lists its product as uncharacterized. The record is from RefSeq and is a predicted model, not a curated record. Bases 1 to 462 code for a protein of 153 amino acids. NCBI's taxonomy places the organism in Eukaryota, Viridiplantae, Streptophyta, Magnoliopsida, Solanales, Solanaceae. Gene Ontology annotation, molecular function: zinc ion binding; nucleic acid binding. The transcript has a single exon.
AUGACGAUCAGUCAAUACUUCUCAAAAGUAAAAUCUUUAUGUGAUGAAAUAUCAAAAUUAGAUCCUGAGAAUGCUAUCACGGAGACAAGAAUGAGGAUAAUUAUUGUUCAUGGUCUAAGGUCGGAGUACAAAGGCAUAAUUAUAGCCACAGAACCAACUUUAUUUGAGUUGGAAAAUUUGUUGGCAAAUGAAGAAGAUUUGGAGAAGCCAUUAUCAAGUUUCACUAUAAAAGAUGAAGAUAAAGUGCUAUUCACCAGAAGACACGACUAUAAAAAAAGAGAAAUGGAGAGACGCUCACGGCCAAGAAGAGACCAAAAGAAUCAACAUCAAAGAAGUCAACGACAAAACAAGCUGGCAAAAGGCUUUAACAAUCGACAAAUGGAAAAGUGCUACAAUUGUGGAAAGAAAGGACACUAUGCUAGAGACUGUUGGUACAACAAAGUUGAAGGUAGUGUAGUGUAA